AUGGCCUCCACUGCUUACGUCCCUACCCUCACGCUUAGGGGAGGACACUCUGACACUAUCAACGUCCUCGCCUUCUCACCGGAUAGUACCUACCUCGCCAGCGGAGGUGACGAUGGGGCUGUGAUCAUUUGGGAUGUCCGCACCGGCAACCUCUUGUACCGCCUCUCAGUCGAUAGCGUCGUCGACAGCAUUUUAUGGCAUCCCGUGCACAAGGAGACGAUUAUUGUCGGCUGCGAGAGCGGCGCAAUCCGGCAAGUACGCUAUUUCUCUCCGAUACGCAGCGAGGUCUACGACCUUGAUCUUGGAGGACAAGCGAACGUCUUCGAUAUGGACUAUAGUGCUAUGACGGCGUGUCUGGCAGCUUCGAUCGGGCUUGACGUCGUCAUCGCAAAAGAGACUUCCCCUAAUCGCUACAGUGUCAGCAUGCCGCUGCCACGUCUACAAGAGAGUGUCGGCACAGGGGACAAUGCGGCCGCGUCGAAGAACGUCGAUACAGAAGAUAGCGCGGUCGCGUUGAGAUUCGACAAGCACGGGCGGAUUCUCGUGACCACAUAUACGGUCAGCGGAAUAGUUUGUUGGGACGUGCAAACUCGGCAGCCGCAGUGGCGCAUUGUACCGCCUGAAGCUUACCCUUCUAUGGGACACUCGGCGAUAAGCCCUGGCUUCCGCUUCAUCGCAGUCCACAACCUCCGCGACGGUGUGCAUCUCUACUCAAUGGGCGGACACGAGCAGAGGCCUCGUCGUCUAUUGAGAUUUACCGAUCAGCCGCUUCCACGCAUUGCCUUACAGACGGCCUUCAUCCAUGAGGGUCGGGCAGUUGUAUGCGGUACAUCCACAGGAGAUGUGUGUAUUUGGCAGACAGGCACCGGGGAGCUGUUCCAGUCGCUGUCGCAUCAAGAGGACAUCAUUAUGGCCGUCGCAAGCUGCAGGAAGGGAAACAUAUGUUAUCUUGCCACGGGAUCCGCCACAAUGGGCCCUGAAACUUAUAUCAGAGUAUGGCGCGCGAAAAUCCCCAGCUUACAGCAAAGGCCCGAGUCGUUCGUAGAGGCAUUUUUAGUGGGUCUCAACUUGAAGUCUGAUCGACUGAUCCCUACGGUGGAGGAACUGCGGGCAGUCCUUCGCACGAUUGCGGUUCUAACGAUAUCCCUCGGACUCUGCUGGAUCUCUCUGAAGAUGGGCAUUCUCGUCCCAUGGGGCGACUGUGGUCGCGCAAUGAUCCAUGGUGCUCACUUCGUAUGGUCGGCUCUGUUGCACUGCUGGAGAUGGGGCGUGUACGCUGCAACAGAUGUUUAUCUGGUCGGCGAAAGCGUGGCUCGCCAGGUGCUAUACGUCGCAUCGGAGUGGGUAAGGGGGCAAGCACUCAGGGCUCUCGGGCUUCCGCUGGAUAUCAUGGAAAGGCUACCUCCGCCUCAGUAG
This is a messenger RNA of Fomitopsis serialis, 1416 nucleotides long. Its product is annotated as WD40-repeat-containing domain protein. Gene Ontology annotation, molecular function: protein binding. The transcript has 10 exons. Lineage: Eukaryota; Fungi; Basidiomycota; Agaricomycetes; Polyporales; Fomitopsidaceae. The record is from RefSeq and is a predicted model, not a curated record. The coding region runs from base 1 to 1416 and encodes 471 amino acids.